Molecule: messenger RNA, 2099 nt
Organism: Rhinolophus ferrumequinum (greater horseshoe bat)
Lineage: Eukaryota; Metazoa; Chordata; Mammalia; Chiroptera; Rhinolophidae
Gene: ZFAND2A
Product: zinc finger AN1-type containing 2A
Exons: 7
Coding region: 290-823 (177 amino acids)
Biological process (GO): proteasome-mediated ubiquitin-dependent protein catabolic process; protein targeting to ER
Cellular component (GO): cytoplasm; endoplasmic reticulum
Molecular function (GO): zinc ion binding
Source: RefSeq, a predicted model, not a curated record
CAGGGAACGCCCAGGCAGCCGCGGCUCUCUUGACGGGGUCGGAGCGAAUAAAUGGCAGGGAGCUCAGAGCCGCGCGAUGCUGCGCUCUCCCGCGGGCUCGGGUCGGCAUCGGCUGCUUCUCGGGUCCAGUUUUCCUCGUCCUUUCGGCUUUGUGCCCCGCGGUUGACCACGGAAAGGGAGACCCAGCUUCCGGUCUCCGCCACCUUCCGCUCGCCUGCGCGGCUGCCCGGGCCUCCGGCGGGAGCCAGGUGCUUGCACUCUGCCGUCUUUUUUUGGUCACAGCCUCAUAAUGGAGUUCCCUGAUUUGGGGAAACAUUGUUCAGAAAAAUCUUGCAAGCAGCUAGAUUUUCUUCCAUUAACAUGUGAUGUAUGUAAACAAGAUUUCUGUAAAGAUCAUUUUACUUAUGCGGCACAUAAAUGUCCCUUUGCAUUCAAGAAGGAUGUUCAGGUCCCAGUAUGCCCACUUUGUAACAAGCCAGUCCCAGUAAAAAAGGGGGAGAUACCAGAUGUUGUGGUAGGCGAGCAUAUGGAUAGAGACUGUAAAUAUCGUCCUGAGAAGAAAGAAAAGAUUUUUAUGUACCGGUGCUCAAAGGAGGGAUGUAAGAAGAAAGAGAUGCUGCAGGUGACUUGUGACCAGUGUCGUGGCAAUUUCUGUAUUCAGCAUAGACACCCCCUGGACCACAGCUGCAGACGCGGGAGCCGCCCCAUGAGCGUCGCCGGGUGUUCGGCCAGGAGAGCCUCUGAAUCCAAGCCGUCGGGGGCUUUCAACACCCUGUCUUCCAGCUGGUUGGCUCAGCGAUUCAGGUCGAAAGUAAAGAGAUGACAUGACUCUGUUCAAGCUGGCACAUUAGCUUAUUUUUGUAUAUUAUAUUAACUUUGUGGGUAACUUUUGUGCUCUAGUACUUUCAUAAAUCUUAUGGUAAAGGUCUGAAACUUUUUAAAACUUUCCCAAUAAAAUGUGUAAAUUCUUUUGGCAAAAUAAUCAGAAGGGUAUUAAUAUUGUAAGGUGGGUUAAGCUGCUAUAAUAUCCUCCCUUCCCCACCCCAAAUAAAACAAAGUGGCUUGGUGAGCAAAGGGUCUGAGUGUGCUGCAUCAGAGGGCGGCUUUGCCCUGGGCUCAGUCGGUCCAGGACCCAGUCUUCCAGAAGCUUCACCAUUUAAACAACAGACAGCCGCUCGCACUGUCUUCAAAUGUGGCUUAUGUGGCAAUGUGGCCAUCGGAGCUCAGGAAGUGGGUGGGACUGGUGCCCCCCCCUUGUUAAGGGUCCAGCCCACCGCCCCCACUCCCCUGCGAGGACAGUCCUAUGACUGGGCUGAUUCUUACACUGGUGGCCUCAAUAUGUGGCGAGAGAGCUCUCAUUUCCUGGCGUCUUGGGGGAAAGAAAAUGCCAUCCAAGGUGGGUCCUGACCUUAACCUACUGGCCACCCAGCUGUAUGUUCCAGAUACCCCACUGAGCCUGGAUUAACAAAGACCCAAGCAGUUACUCUCUUCUGGUUUCAUAGCCUCCAAAUAAAUGGGAGAGGGGCUUGUAGUCAGGGUGCAUUCUACAUAAUACGUGGUCAAAACUGUUUCUACGUUGUCUUUAUUUAUGGAAUUUGUUCUUGACCCAUGGUUCUCGAGCUUUUGCAUGCAUCAGGAUCGCCUGGAGGUCCUGUUAGAACAGUGCGGGGCCCACCCCAGACUUCUGAUUCCGUGGGUCUGGGGUGGUCCUGAAAGUCUGCAAUUCCAACACGUUCCCAGGUGAGCUGGGGCCAGGGGAGCACACGUGGACAAGCCACUUUCCUGAUCUGUGCUGUCCACUGUGGCCGUCACUGGCCACGUGUGUACGGGAGCAUGUGGAGUGCAGCAAGUGCGAUGGCAAGACUGAACUUCUAGUUCCAUUUAAUUUAUUGACGUUUAAAACUUAACUUGAUCCAGGUAUUAGGGAACUUUUAAAUGUGUUAGGAACUUGGGUAUGCGAAUGUGUUUUUCGGACUGUAAAUUUUAUGAAAUCUACAUACAGAUCAGGUCUUCCUCAAGAAAAUUAAUGUCCAAGUUGAAAAAUAUGCAAGUUCAGAGUCUAAAACACUGGGCUUUGAAGACAUAGCAAUAAUUAGGAA